CCCGGCCGGCUCCGCCCCGCAGCUCCGGUUUCAGCCGCUGCUACAGGGACCCCCAAGAUGGAAUCGCAGGGGCUGCUCGCCGCGGUGGAGGCGGCCCGGCCCGAGCCUGGCGCCCAGCAACAUGGCGGCGGCGUCGUUGCCAGCGAGCGGGCCCUCUCCUCGGCGCCUUCCCCCUCAGGGCCGCCGCGCCCGUCUCCUCAGAGGCACGACUCGGCCGCCUCCGCAGCAGGAGGCCUGGACGUGGCAUUCCCGGUGCUGCUGCUGCUGGAGGGCGAGAAGCCGCCGGAGCCGCCGCCACCAUUGCCGCCCCCGCCUGCUCAGCCGCCCGCCGUGCCGCAAGGACCCUCCGCCGCCGCAGCUGGAGGCUCCGAGCAGCAACAGCAGGACAGCGACGCCCUGCUGCUGGUGCUCAACCUGGUGCGGGGCGGAGCGGCUGGGAGCCUCUCGGGUGGGCCCCCACAGCAGCCGCCCCCGCCUCAGCCGGCGGAGAGGAGCGCAGGCGGCGGCGGCCGAGGGGGAGGCGAGGCACCAUUUCCCGCCCCUCCCGAGAAGCCACCGCGGGAGGACCCGGGCGCCGCCUCGUCCUUCUCGGGCACGCUGACCCUCAACAACCAGAGCCUGCUGGUGCGCUUCGAAAACGGCCUCCUGAGCCUCGCGGGCCCGCCUCCGCCCCCCGGCCUGGCCGCCCAGCCCUCCUCGGCUUCCGCCGCUCGCCCCGCCGCCGCCGUCUACCCGUGCCCGGAGCCGCGCUGCGCCGAGGCCUUCUCCCGCAAGCAGCUGCUGCGCCUGCACCGGCUCUCGGCCCACGGCGGCGCAGGAGAAGCGGCGGCCUCCCCGGCCCGGUCUGCGCGGCCCUUCCGGUGCGCGGUGCCCGGCUGCGCGUGGGCCUUCGCCACGGCCUACAAGCUGCGGCGCCACCAGCACUCGCACGACAAGCUGCGGCCCUUCGCCUGCCCGGCCGACGGCUGCACCAAGCGCUUCACCACCGUCUACAACCUGCGGGCGCACGGCCGGGCCCACCAGCAGGAGGCGGCGCACAAGUGCGAGGCCUGCGGGCAGCGCUUCCCCACCGCCGCCCGCCUCGGCGCGCACCGCCGGCGCAGCCACUUGGAGCCCGACCGGCCCUACCGGUGCGAGUACCCAGGUUGUGACAGGACUUUUAUAACAGUGAGUGCAUUGUUUUCCCAUAAUCGCGUCCACUUUAGAGAACAAGAACUGUUCUCCUGCUCCUUCCCAGGAUGUAGCAAGCAGUAUGACAAAGCCUGCCGACUGAAAAUCCACAUGAGAAGUCACACAGGUGAAAGGCCGUUCAUUUGUGACUUUGAAGGCUGUGGCUGGUCUUUUACCAGCAUGUCCAAGCUGUUAAGACACAAAAGGAAACAUGAAGAUGACAGGCGAUUUACAUGUUCCGUAGAAGGCUGUGGAAAAUCCUUCACAAGAGCAGAACACUUGAAAGGCCAUAGUAUAACUCAUCUUGGUACAAAGCCAUUUGAGUGUCCAGUAGAAGGUUGUUUUGCAAAAUUCUCUGCACGCAGUAGCCUUUACAUUCACUCCAAAAAGCACCUUCAGGAUGUGGACUCGUUGAAAACCCGCUGCCCUGUAUCUAGCUGUAAUAAAUUGUUUACUUCCAAGCACAGUAUGAAAACGCAUAUGGUCAAACAGCACAAUUUCAGUGCAGAUCUCUUAAAUCAAAUGGAAACAAUCAGUUCCCUCACGCCUAGCAGUGAACUCACCAAUUCAGGACAAAGUGACCUCAGCAAUAUAGAUCUUGUGUCCCUCUUUUCCAGUGUAUCUGGGAACAGUUCUGGAAUUUCAACUGAUAUGGCUCUGAUAAACUCUGGAAUUCUCACUAUAGAUGUUGCUUCUGUGGGCUCCACCCUUGGGGGCAGUCUUUCUGUUGGUAGCAACUCUCUUGGUCAUACAGUUGACCCGCUGAUUUUAGUGACUAGUGGUGACAUUCCACACAGCCUGGACAGCUCUCUUCUCUUGGGAACCAAUGCCACAGUUUUACAGCAAAGCACUUUAAAUUUGGAUGAUGUACAGACUGUCAAUGCAGAGGCCUUAGGCUCACUAGCGUCUACAAAGAAUUCCAAUCAAGAUCUACAUGGUUUGACCUCCAGCAAUAACCUUUCUGUAGAUGCAGCCUCUUUAACCCUGUCCAACAACCUUGGUGGAAACAAUGCUCCUGAAUUACUGGCUCCAAGUAAAGCCGAACAGACUUUGCUUCCUACUCUGGACGUUGUGGGACAGCAAGAAGGCAGUAAAGUGGUGACUCAGUUUGUGUUCGCCAAUCCUCCAGGAAGUUACAGUGCGCAGAAAGAAACUGAUCUGAGCAUGGUGACUGGCAGCUCUUUUCUGGAGAGUGGUGGGUCUGCAAGAACUGAUUAUAGAGCCAUUCAGCUUGCCAAGAAGAGAAAGCAGAAAGGCAACGAGACCGACAUAGGAUCCCCUACCUCUGGCAUCAGAAAAGGCAAAGAAGAUAAAGUCAGUUCUACCCAUGGGGCUCGAUUGUGUAACAGUGUUUUGUCAAAUGGAGGCCUGCCAGUAAGAGAUUCAUCAGCUGGCUCGCAGUAUGGUCAGAUUCAGCUACUUCAGGAUGAUUCCCCAGGGGAGGGAGAUCUUCCCUUUCAGCUCAGCUCUCAGUCCUCCUCGUCACAUUCACAGCUAACAGUGGAUUUGCCUGUUCAUAUCCUUCAGGAGCCCCACAAUUCCAAUGAAGAUGAUGCCAGUUCGGAUAAUUCUCAGUUUACAGGAAGCACAAUUAAUCUGCAAGACCUGGAAUAAUAGUCCCAGGAACAGAGAUAUCGAGUUAUUUAAGAAGUACAGUGGCGUCUUGCAAAUAGAAGAGAACAUUUAUACUUUUAAAAGGAAAAAAAAGACGGAAGUGCACUCAUCAGUACUUACCUGAUGGUUUGCUUGAUGGUAUUAGUGCAAUGAAAAAAACUGUUCAGUAAAUUUUAUUUGAUACAACUCUUGGAAAUCUUGGUACAUUCUCUCUAGGUGUCAGAAAAAGGUGGUUGUGUGUGCGAAUGGGACCUUGAGUUAUGCCAUAGAUGUUUUGAAAUAUAUCCUUGGAUUGGGGUGGGCUAGAAUGGCUGUCCUCUGUGAUCCUUUUAUGGACACAAUAUUGAAAUAUUAAUGAACAGUUACAGUUGACUGUUUUUCCUCUGUAUUGGUGCAAGUUAGUGAUGGUAGGUAUCCCAAACUGAGUAUAGAGCUAAAAUGGAAGAAUAAGGGUAAAGACUGCUUACUUUCCACAGAUUUCUUUUGCCAACAGUGUUGAACGAUCCAAGCGUAAGGACACCAACCCAGAAAAAUAGGACAGUGCUCAGGAAUAUUUCACAUUGAAACACAGCUAAACAGUUUCUUGUUGCUUCCAUCCCUGAUAACUUGCAUUAUUCUUCUUCUGCAGAUCUUGGAUAUGAUAGCUUUACUACCUACUCUUUAGUGAGUAGCCAGUUAAUGAUCACAUCAGAUCUUAGAAAACCAGUAAAAAUGCCUCACUUUGCACUUUGGGAGGCUUUUUUGUGGAUGGUAAUCCCUACCCCUACAAUGAUGUUUACAGUAAUACAAAGCAGUGUUGCCAAUUCAAGCGAAGCUGCCACUUCUUAAUUGCAUACAAUCUGAUCCUACGUAUGUUUACUCAGAAGUAAGGUUUGCUGAUUUCAGUGGAAUUUACUUGGGAGUGAGAGGCCAUAUAGGUGCACCUUGACCUGUUUACGAUUGACGUAUCUGCUGAGCCGCACUGAGCUUCCAGGUGGCGUCUCGUGUGUUACGUGAAAGCAAAUGAAUUCUUGCUUGAGCAGAAAAGAGCAUUUUAACUUAACAGGAAGCUUCUUUUUUACAAGAAUUGUAGACUAAAUAAAUUCCCCUAAUAAUGGUGUAAAAUCCGCAUUCAGCAACAUAGAUUAAGACUGGAACUUUUUGGCAUGUGCCCAAAUAACCAUAAAAUUACAAAUAGAAUUUUGUUAGAGCAUGGAUUUUGGUGUCUAUGGGUUUUUAUUCCCACUGAGUGAAACUACAAAUAUGCUUGAGUUUUUUUUGUAAAGCAAUAGGUCCUACAGAUGAACUCUUUAUAAUCCUAAAUUUUUAAUAUAAUUAUAUUCAGACAUGGAGGGCUGUAAGAAAUAGUGAUGAUAACAGUGUUUGAGAGCAAACUUGUGCAGGUUGAUCAUCUCCUGCAGUGUAUUCCGCACUGGCCAAAUGCUUGCCAAGUUUGGGCACAGUUCAGAAUGAGAUUGCCCUGCUGCCUCCUUGCUUCUCCCACCCAAAUUUACUUUAGGACAGAGGCAAUGAACAGAGGUUAUUGAUCAGGCUUCCACUUAAUGCCUAUAGAGUACAGUGGUGGCAACAUCUUGUAUACUAGGAGCUUUUACUAGAGAUGCCAGGAAUUGUACCAUUCUUGGAACUUGGAGGAAGUAGACUUGGCCUAAUCUUGGUCUUGAAUAUUUUGUUAGGACAAUAAGGAGGCCAGGAUGCACUUGGAAAUAGAAAUUUAAAAGUAUUAAUAUUUAUUAUUUUGGAGAAUGAAUCUUUUCACCUAUUGUAAAAUUGAGAGUUAGGGCAGGGUUUACCCAUCACUUGUUUAAAAUGUGGUAAUGAAUUCCUGUGCCUUUUGAACGUCCAUUUCCAGGAUAAUGUAGCUUUUUGGGGAUUGAAAUAAUUUUACUGAUUAGCUCACUUCAGAUUCUGAUUUUCUGUAUUAUCUUUAAAAAUGUAAUCUUGAUUAACUGGCUUGAUUUUUACAUUAUUGCUGUUGUAUGCUAUCUGACCAGUGGCUCGAACUGUUUCUAAACUGAUUGCAACUUGUGCCUAAAUUAUUUUCCAUGUUUCUCAGAUGAAGCCGGAAGGAUGAAGAUACUGCUAAUCUCUCAAGCCUUUAAAAAAAAUUACUCUGUAUUUAGAAGAAACCAAAACAGGAUGAAUCUUCUAAAAGAUGAUGGUGUUGAAAGAAUAGCUGGGGACUUGUCCCGGUAAACUGUCACCUCAAGCUCUUAAUUUGGUGGAAUGGUUCACAUGCUUACCUGGCCAGUAAUCAUCUUUAUGGUGAUGUCCUCUUGGAAAGCAAAGUAAAGCUAGUACACCACAAGGUGGUCCAUAUGUGCCUAGACCUAACCCACUAUAUUCUAUCCUCCCACUAUUUUUAGGGGAAAGAAAGCUUCUCUGAGGAUGAACUGAUGGAGUACAGAUCCAACAGAUUACCUUAGAUGCUUGGGGGUGGGGCAGACCCUUACUAUAACACACAAAGAGGACGAUUGGCUGGGUAAAAGUGUGAACUGGACCCAUCUAAAGUGGUGCUCCCUUUUCUUUUUUUGCAGUCACAAAUUUUUAAAGUAACUUUUUAUGGGGGCUUGUAACUGUACCGCUAAAAAGUUUAUUCACUUGGCUUUGUAAAUCCUUGUAAAUUUCUAAUGGCUUGACGGUAAGCUAGCAUCAUUUUUUUUUCCAGCACAGUCCAUUGCUGGCAGUGGACACCUAAAAUGCUGAGAUAGAAAAAAUAAUAAAAACUAAUGUCCAGUU
Molecule: messenger RNA, 5520 nt
Organism: Sphaerodactylus townsendi
Lineage: Eukaryota; Metazoa; Chordata; Lepidosauria; Squamata; Sphaerodactylidae
Gene: ZXDC
Product: ZXD family zinc finger C
Exons: 10
Coding region: 58-2784 (908 amino acids)
Biological process (GO): regulation of transcription by RNA polymerase II
Cellular component (GO): nucleus
Molecular function (GO): transcription coregulator activity
Source: RefSeq, a predicted model, not a curated record